Molecule: messenger RNA, 8096 nt
Organism: Triplophysa rosa
Lineage: Eukaryota; Metazoa; Chordata; Actinopteri; Cypriniformes; Nemacheilidae
Gene: hdac5
Product: histone deacetylase 5
Exons: 25
Coding region: 911-4300 (1129 amino acids)
Biological process (GO): negative regulation of transcription by RNA polymerase II; chromatin organization
Cellular component (GO): histone deacetylase complex
Molecular function (GO): histone deacetylase activity
Source: RefSeq, a predicted model, not a curated record
CUAUUUCCAGCAGCCCGAAGCAGCUACAGUCUGUUUGUAAACUCUGCGUCUCUACACCUCUGCUCUCCCGUUCGCUAUGCUCAGCUGGGGAGGGUGUGGAGAUUCAGCUUCGAACAAUGCAAACUAAAAUGCAAAAGAAACGGCAGCGGCAACGUUAGAUGAUUCUCUUUAAGCCCAUUCAUCAGAAGGUCGAGCUUUGUGGAUCUGCGGCCGUAUUACGUGGAUCAGCAGGCUCGGAGAGGCGAGGAUAAGGAGGGGAAGGAAGGAAGAAGGGGACAGGCAGCUAACUCCUUGCCGAUAAAAGUCUCCCAGGGAUGUACUGCGUGUUUCUCUCUAUCUGUCUGUUGUAUCGUCUCUCUCUUUGAUCGCUUUCUCUUCUUCAUUGCUUUUCGUCACGGGGAAGUGUUUUUUUGGAGUCCGCUAAUUCCACAUGCAUAACUUCAGACUGGAUACAGGCACGCUCAGACCGGGGGACUUGGAUACGAGCCACGCUUGGAGUUGUCGGUGUGAAUUAGCUGUUUGUUUCUGUAACAGACGAUUAGACAAGAAGGUGAUGGUGGUUUAUGAAUAGAGCCGUUUGUACGGUGGACGCGCUGAUAGUCUGAGCGAAGAAUUUAAGGAUUCGUCUACGGUACUUCUUUCCACGGAGACCGGUUCUGUUUUGCUCGUGUUUGUUUGUUUUGAACAUGGAACUAACAGGCAAAUGUCUCGUUUGUUUUCUCAAUGCUUGUUCCUCUUGAUAAAAAAAAGAGGACACGUCUUUUCCGCAGCUCUUUCCCAGGAUAGAAAAAAACAUCCCUAAAUGCGUUUGCAUUUUUUGAGCAGCUCUGAUGACGGAGAGUAGGUUCUCUAUCUUUUAUCAUUUUUGACUUUUUUGGCGUUAAUUGUGGGGUGAUAUUUUGAGACUGGCAUGCUUUUGAAGCCAACCGUACCGGGACUGUGCGCGAUGUUGCAGACGAUCUAUGAGACAGAAUCCUGCUUCUCUUCAGACGCCACGUCCAGCCGAGAGCAACCCGUGGAGCUGCUACCUCAGUCCAGAAGCACCAGCAUGCCUAGUACCGCCGUGGAUGUGAAGACCUUGCUGCCCUCUGGGAUGCAGAGCCCGGUAGGAGGUGGUGGAGAUCAGAGCGGAGGUAGCGGAGGACCGGUGGACCUGCGUACGGACCCUCGUCUGAACGCUCUGAGCGCCGUGGACCCGACGCUGAGGGAAAAACAGCUUCAACACGAGCUCCUCUUGCUCAAACAGCAGCAGGAGCUCCAGAAACAGCUGCUGUUCGCCGAGUUCCAGAAACAGCAUGAGGUUUUGACGCGCCAACAUGAAGUGCAGCUACAGGAACAUCUGAAGCAGCAGCAGGAGAUCCUCGCAGCCAAGCGUCAACAGGAGCUGGAGCAGAAGAGGAAGCUGGAGCAGCAGCGUCACGAAGAGUUGGAGAAACAGAGAUUGGAACAGCAGCUCAUCAUGCUACGAAACAAAGAAAAGGGCAAGGAGAGUGCCAUAGCCAGCACUGAGGUCAAACUGAAGCUGCAAGAGUUCCUGCUGAGCAAAAAGGAACCCGGUCCUGGUGGACUCAACCAUUCCUUCUCUCAGAAGUGCUGGGGGGCUCACCAUACGUCCCUGGAGCAGAGAUCCCCUCCGCAGAGCAACACACCAGGAACACCCCCCUCCUACAAACUCCCUUCACUGCUGGGAGCCUACGAGGGCAAGGAUGACUUUCCUCUGCGUAAGACCGCUUCUGAGCCCAAUCUGAAGGUACGUUCACGGUUAAAACAGAAAGUGGCCGAGAGGAGAAGCAGUCCACUGCUCAGGCGGAAAGAUGGGACCGUGAUCAGCACCUUCAAAAAAAGAGCGAUCGAGAUCUCAGUGUCCUCGAUGUGCAGCAGCGCUCCUGGCUCGGGACCCAGUUCUCCAAACAGCUCUAACAGUGCCAUCGCUGAGAACGGUUCGAGUGGCUCUGUCCCAAACAUCCACGCUGAGCAGUUGCGUUCUCUGCAUCAGUCUUUGACCGGAGAUGGGACACCGAGCCCCCUGAGCCUCUACACCUCUCCAUCUCUGCCCAACAUCUCUCUGGGACUUCCUGCCAACGCACACAUCACAGCUCCUCAGAAACUCAGUGGCCAGCAGGAAGCGGAGCGGCAGACCAUCCAGAGCUUGCGUCAAGGUGGGGCAUUGAUCGGGAAGUUCAUCAGCACAUCGUCCCUGCCGGCGUGCCUUCCCGCGUGUGCGCCCCACGAUUCCGAAGCCCCUUCGGCCCCUAACAGCCACAGUAGCCAUUCCUCGCUGCUCCAGCAUGUUCUGCUUUUGGAGCAGGCUCGCCAACAGAGCGCGCUUCUCGCUGUUCCCAUGUACGGACAGUCUCCGCUGGUGACCGGCGAGCGGGUUUCCAACAGCAUGCGCACGGUUAAUAAGCUGCCUAGGCACCGGCCACUGAGCCGCACGCAGUCGGCGCCCCUACCGCAAACUCCGCAGGCCCUGCAACACCUCGUAAUGCAACAGCAACACCAGCACUUCCUAGAGAAACAGAAGCACUACCAGCUCAAUAAGAUCCUCUCCAAAGGGGCGGAGCUUCCACGACAGCCUCCCACUCACCCAGAAGAGACGGAGGAGGAGCUCACGGAAACUGCAGAGAUGCAGGAGGAGCGUGGGGAGGGGCUCGAUCACGUUAGGGAGGGGCUACAAAAAGAAAGCUCCGGUGAGACCACGCCCCCGUCGGAAAGACUGGUCCCUUUAAAGGGAGAAAGCACAGAAAGUGACUUAGAGGAAGAUGACGAUGAAGACGAUGCAAUUGAACUAAGGGAAUGCGAUGAAGAGGGCACCCCCUAUGGCCAGUAUUUGGACCAGCAUGUGCAGCAACUGAAUGUGUUCCAGGCAUCUCUGUCCAUCACAGGAAUGCCCCACAGACCCCUAGGAAGGGCACAGUCAUCCCCUGUCACUUCUAGUCUUAAAGGAGCGCCCAUUACUGAGCCGCCCGUCAAACAUCUCUUCACGACAGGGCUGGUAUAUGAUACAUUCAUGCUCAAGCAUCAGUGCAUGUGUGGGAACACACAUAUCCACCCCGAGCACGCUGGGCGCAUUCAGAGCGUUUGGUCCAGGCUACAGGAAACAGGCCUGCUGGGUCGCUGUGAGAGGAUCCGAGGAAGAAAGGCCACGCUAGAUGAAAUCCAAACAGUGCAUUCUGAGUACCACGCGCUUCUCUACGGCACCAGCCCCCUGAACAGACAAAAGCUGGACAGCAAGAAGCUUUUAGGUCCAAUAAGUCAGAAAAUGUAUGCGGUGCUGCCGUGCGGAGGCAUCGGGGUGGAUAGUGACACAGUGUGGAAUGAGAUGCACUCGUCUGGUGCCGUGCGAAUGGCUGUGGGCUGCGUCAUCGAGCUGGCGUUUAAAGUCGCUGCUGGAGAGCUGAAGAACGGUUUUGCAGCGGUCCGUCCUCCUGGUCACCAUGCAGAAGAAUCCACCGCCAUGGGUUUCUGUUUCUUUAACUCCGUGGCCAUCACUGCCAAACUCCUACAGCAGAAACUUGGAGUGGGCAAGAUCCUUAUCGUAGACUGGGAUAUUCACCAUGGAAACGGGACCCAGCAGGCUUUCUAUAAUGACCCUAAUGUGCUGUACAUUUCACUACAUCGCUAUGACGAUGGCAACUUUUUCCCAGGCAGCGGCGCUCCUGAGGAGGUGGGUGUGGGCCCAGGAGUUGGCUUUAAUGUCAACAUUGCCUGGACAGGCGGAGUGGAGCCACCUAUGGGUGAUGUGGAGUAUCUCACAGCAUUCAGGACUGUGGUGAUGCCUAUAGCCAACGAGUUCUCCCCCGAUGUGGUGCUGGUGUCUGCAGGCUUCGAUGCCGUGGAGGGCCACCAGUCGCCUCUGGGUGGAUACAACGUCACCGCCAAAUGUUUCGGCCAUCUAACUAAGCAGCUGAUGAAGCUGGCCGGCGGCCGCGUGGUUCUGGCGCUGGAGGGAGGUCACGACCUCACUGCCAUCUGUGACGCAUCCGAAUCCUGUGUGGCCGUGUUGCUAGGAGACGAGUUGGAUCCUUUACCACUAACAGUACUUCAACAGAAACCGUGUCCAAAAGCUACAGCCUCUUUAGAGAGAGUCAUUGAGAUCCAGAGUAAGCAUUGGACAUCUCUUCAGAGGUUGGCUCCUACAGUGGGUCAGUCUUUACUGGAGGCUCAGAGGAGAGAGAAGGAUGAGGCGGACACUUUGACCGCCAUGGCCUCUCUCACUGUGGACAACGAUCACAUCACCUCCACAGAAACCAGCAGCAGAUCAGCAGAAGAGCCAAUGGAGGAGGAGCCUGUGUUGUAGAAGCGUGAGUACAUCACUGCUCCGACCUUCUUAUCCACAUCUGCUUGGCACCGGUCACCUUGACGUCACGCCUCAUGUUCCUCCUCCCAGCUCUUUGAUUGGCUCCCUCGGUCCUUCACUCAUUUCCAGGUGCUUGACUGACACGUUCACAGUCCGCCCACUUUCGCUUUUCUGAGGUUAAAGCAUAGCCGGUUGCCGAAAGGGGACAACAAGGCAUGAUGGGUAAUUACAGGACCAUUCCAGUGAGGGUGGGGCAGCAUAAUCCCUCCCACUCGGAGGUAUCCACCUACUUGCGGCGUAAGCCCCUCCCACUCAGAGGUCUCCGGUCUGCAGCUAUACAGUACAUACUUGGAAUAGUGAAGAACCUUUCGAAGAGAGGCCUUUGAUGUACUGUAAAGAAGUACGUGCACAAAAGAAGAGACGGAAGGGAAGACUAAAUCGACAGCAUGGGGAUGUUGUCACUGGAGGACCGCAAAAAGCUUUGUUUUGUGUACAAAGGAUACGAAAUGUACAAAGUUCCAAAAAAAAGCCACCAAGCAGCAAAAAAUUUUCAGCACAAACCACACAUAUACACUCAACUUAUAAACAAACACUGUUCCCGACAGAGGAACCCAAUGUCGUGUUGAUACACCACCUUUUGAAGACAAGUAUACUAGUUUACACUGUACUGUGUCGAUUAUUUGGUAUACUUGAUCAUCUGUAUAAUAUCCUGUUAUGAAAAGCACACAAGAUAUGAGAAACAUAUAAGCAUAUAUAUGUAGUUUUGUGUGUACUGUAUACACAUUUAAACGUACAAAAAUGAUAGAAAUACUUUCUACCCCAACAUUUCUUAUCAGCUGUGGUUGUACAUAAAAGAGCCUACAGUCUUUAUCUAGAAUUGAAUGAUGAUGGUUAACCUUCUCCCCCAUUUUUUCCUCAGAAAAAACCAUACAGCUUUGCUAUGACACACUCGCACAUAAACAAUGGCAGCCCAUUCGUUUUACCACGAAAUGUGUAAAAUGCAAAGAACGGACUUUGAAAAUGUCUAUCUUGACUUUCACACGAGAAGGAUAGACAUAGUGGUAACAUUUUCACGAGACUUUCUUUUCCAAGAACUCGGUGCCUUUUAUACCAAGGAAAAUAUUGAAAACACCAAUACUAAACCAAUCACAAAUCCUCAGACUUAACUUUCAUUGAUUUGUUUGUUUUUUUAAAUUGCCUUAAUUUUUCCAAGAAAGCGAAGUUUAGCUAUGACUUUGAAGAGCACAACGAUACUUUAUUUUCCUCCUGCCCCGGUUGCUUUCCGUUUCUCAUUGUUUCUUAUCGUUUUCCUGCAUGGGAUGUACAUGUUGUUUUCUUGGUAAAAAGUCUGAUUUUUUUUUACUUUAAACGAAAGAAACGAAUGAUUGCUUUAUUUCUCAGUCCUGUGCCGUAGACUAGCACAUGACGUGAUUGUUUGGAAACACUGACAGUGUCAUGACCAACUUCUUAAUUGUUUCUUUAACAUUUAUUUUUACGUCACCUUCCUUACGUUGUUUGGCUCCCCUGCUCCACAACUCAUUUUCUUUCUUUCCAAGGCGAGAGAGUGUUGGAGGUGAUUUUGUUUUAUUGAAAACAUUUCCUUUUUUUGUACAAAAAUGUAAAAAACAAACAAAAAAGAGUUCUGUAUCAGUGUUCAUUUUGUCUUUGAGUUCUAGUAUUCUCUGAUCAAGAAUGUACAGUGUGGUACAGAUGCUACUAAUAUUACAGAUGUUCGGUUUUGUCACUGUGCAGUGCAUUUGGCAUUUUCCUUUUUUAAAGAUGGUUUCUUUUUUCUGGCAAUAAGAGUGACUAAGCUUUUUAACACUAAAAUAUACAGCGAAGCUAUGGGUUGCAUUUUUAUCAUCUUUUGAAAUGGCUUAAGACAUGGAUGUUAUUUCACACUAUAACCCUGACAUAAGAAUCGAUCGUUACAUUGUGUAGAAACGGGCCUUUUGGGGGCCAACACCUAAAAUAAUAUACUGCAUUUUUUAGACAGCAAAGAAAAUAAGUUAAGACUUUUAAAACCUCUCAAUGCGUCCAUGAAAGAGGCAUCGUGACUGAACUGGGUCUAAGCACUAUCUUGCACUAUUACCGUACUGCAGGUCCGAAUCCAACCACAUCUUUUAACUUCUCAGUCCCAGAUUUUGAGGCAUUCAACGCGAUGCGAGUUAUCUCAGCAAAUACAUCUGAAUUAAUUGUCAACUCUCUUGUGGACGUUUCGCUGUCAGCGUUUCUCUUUGUGUGUUUUCAUUGAUUGUUGAUGUUGAAACGUCAUAACCGACGCGCGUUUCUUGACUCCGCUCCUGUUUGAUUUAUUUAUUUGGAGUCAGAAAUGACCGCUGAAGGUGGCUUGCGUUGCUUUUGGAUCAAUGUGUGUCUCCUUGUAAAUUUCUAUAUAAACAAGCUAUUGUCUGUUCUCUUAGAUGGCCUCAUCGCCUCUGGGCAAUAAUUUCCUUUUUAUUUUAAUAUUACACAAAAGUGAUCAAAGAGCCGUCGCAUUUUCCGCAAGAGCCAUGUUGGAUAUGUCACCACCUGAUGAUUUUUAUCUACAUAUGAUCUUUUAUCAGUAUUUUAAUGAAUUUUCCUCUGACACUAUCACCACCUCCAUCUGUUCAUUUCAUCUUCAACGAUCUCUUGUUAGUUGUUAUCAUCAGUGUACCAAACUGUUUUCUUGCCUUCCUAGUUUGGGAGCACACUCGUCCCAAGGUCCUUCGCGGACAUCGAAAGGGAGUGCGCCCGUCUUUACGUGACAUAAAAUCAAACAGGGUUUAAAAGAUUGGCAUGUUGGACAGAAAGCAAACACUUUGAAAUCAGGCUAACACUAGCCUCUGUACUUGAUACUGUAAUAUACACUAAGAGACUUUUCCUCUUCUGUGUGGCUAUAUGGAAACAGGAGCUACUGUGAUCAGGUUUUGUAACGUUUGGAUGUAAAUCACCAAGCAUUCGUGCAGAGUUUUGUAUCUUCACCGUAUGUGGUGUCAAACAGUUUAUUGACCGUGCAGUUGGUGGUGAAAGCUUGUCUUUAUUUUCAACUAUAUUAUCAUUUUCUGGAUGAAUCAGCAGAUGCGUUGGUCCCAAAAAUGUCCAUUUUUGUGACCCAAACCUUCUCCUUGAGUGUGUUGGGACAUAGAGAGGGAAAGUAACCGAGCAGGCGGUAUGAUUCUUGGUUUUAUUCGACUUGGCAUCAGGGAGGCUGUUGAUUUUCGAUGGCUGUUACCCAACAGGGGAUAUUUACAGGGCCUUACGAUGGACACCGGGAAACCUCUGUAUGUGCAAAAGACAUUCGACAUUCACCAUUGAAGAAAGCUUUAUUGUCUCUGCCACAUAUUUUGCUAUUCAGUAAAUAUGUAUAUUUAUUGAUUCAUAUGUUGUGUAUAGUGGCUUUUGGUCGUCGAGGUUCAAAGAGUGCUUGUAUAUUUUUUGACUUUUUGAAAGAGAGGUCAUGUCUCUUCCACUGUCCUUUCAUUUCUUUGCCAUUCUUACAUCACUUGUGAUUGGGUGUUUCAAUUUGUGAGGUCUUUAAACCUGAAAUGUUUAAUAUCUUUCUUUCUUUCUCUCUCUUUCUUGUCUCUCUUCUGGUCAUAUUGAUAUGCAGAAGUUCUGAUAUUAUCAAAGCACAUUCCCUGAUUUCUUGUGUUCUUUCAAUGCUUUCAUGUUGCGACAAUACAGAGGUGUGUAUACUAACUAAUACACACGUGUAUAUAGGGUGCAUAUAUGUGUACACAUGUGCAAUACACGCUAUUUGAGCAAUCUAUUACUGUGACUAUUAAUCAUUAAACAUUGCUGUCCCUUUGAA